AACUCCACACAACUUCGUAACAACAGUACACAUUUCCUCAUAAGGAUCAGGUAACGGCCUUGCAGCAAGCAAGUAGCAUAGCACAGCUGUCCUAGGACACCCCAGAAAAGAAAGGGCCCUACAGCAAGGACCAUUAGCAGAGAGCAACAAAUAAUUUUUGCAUACGUCUUUCAUAAUAUAUGUGCAGAAAUUAUAUCUAUAUAUACACAUACAUCUACCUAAUUGAAGUCUGAAAAAGCCAUUUACAUCAGAAGGUGAUCUCUGGUCCUGACAUAGCUGCGUCAGAAGAACUUGCAAUAAAUACGCUUUACUCAUGCUAUGAAGUACUGAGAAAAAAAAAUAUUUUAAUGAUGCAUCUUGACACAUCUUCCUCCUGUGCAAUGGCUGAGGUACAUGUGACAGUGGGGAUUUGUUGUUUUUUCAAUAAAGAUUCAAAAUAUAAACAUACUGCUUAUUCAUGCAUUAACUUACAAGAUUAUUUUCCUACCAUAGGAAACAGGAUGUGCAUCUACAGCCAUGCUUAUGUGUUCGUAAGGACUUAAAAGUAAGACCUAGAUCAGCAGUCAUAUGUUCCCAGAGUCUGGAUCUUAGAGCUAAUCCCACAGCUUCCCUCCACAGCACUCAUCUACCUCAUGGCAUAUUACAACACAGAGCACACCUCCACACCACAUGCUUUUUUAAACUUUAGUCCCUGAUGAAUUCAUUCCCAAUGAAGAUUUUUUUAACAAAGUGAAAAAACUCUAAUGAAUAAUGUUAAGCAAUAACACCAAACAGAAGCCUACAACCAGUUCACUGUGUUCAGCCAAAACUAGUUGUUGACCAAAUCUGAUCCUUCACACUCAGGGAAGUGAUUUUUAUUCCAAGAAACAUAUUUUUUCCCCCAGUUCUUCUGACAAGAUUAACUAUAUUUUGCUUCAGCAAUAAAAGCUUAAAAAAAAUCCUCAUUUAACUACCAGCCACUUGGAGUAGUCUUCCCAAUUGUUGAUCAGGCACUUCAGAUCUUCUGUGACCCUGAGGAGGGGACAACAUUCCUUUCAACCUCACUACAGUGGUUUUGUGAUUGCACUAGCAGGCCUUUUCGACCAGCAGCAAUCCAGGCAGAGCCGGCUGGUUUGGUGCAAUCUGGAAAUCUGUUGUAACGACAGAACAAAAAGCACAAGGAAGAGCCUGCCGGCUGUAUAAAGCUCCAGUCCCUGCAGAAGUUCACCCACCUCAGCAAUCAGCAUGACCAGCCAGUCUCAGGGAAUCCAGCAGCUUUUGCAGGCAGAAAAACGUGCCAAGGACAAACUGGAGGAAGCAAAAAAAAGAAAGGGGAAAAGGCUGAAGCAGGCCAAAGAAGAAGCCAUAGCCGAGAUAGACCACUACCGGUUACAGAGAGAGAAGGAAUUUCGGAACAAGCAAACAAAUGUAAUGGGCUCCCAAGGUAACCUCUCCACUAAAAUAGAAGAGCAAACAACAGAAACCAUCCGAAACCUCUCUAGCAGCUACCACAAGAACAUGGAGAGCAUGAUGAAAAAGCUUUUGAGCACAAUAUGUGACAUCAACCCUGAAGUUCACCCAAACUUCAGACACGCGGUUUAAGAUCCAUUGAUGUGCUGAGGAAGGAUGUUUGUAAGAAGUAGCCCUUUAAUGAUAAGCAUAAAUAUUUCCUCAUUUAUUGUUUCUGUAUGUGUGAGAAGAACACUAAAGCGAAAAUCACAGAGUUCCACACAGGCUUUUGAUGUGACAAGAAUUAUACAGGAUUUCACAAGCAUUUGUUGAAAUACUGUUUCCUGUUGGUAGCAAAGCCCCUGUCAUUCAGAUGAGGGCAAGCCAGCAACAGCAGAAUAAAUGAUUAUUUGACACCAGCAGCUUUUCAGUGGGA
Messenger RNA from Falco peregrinus (peregrine falcon), 1864 nucleotides. RefSeq names its product ATPase H+ transporting V1 subunit G3 (gene ATP6V1G3). Gene Ontology annotation, biological process: proton transmembrane transport. The record is from RefSeq and is a predicted model, not a curated record. Gene Ontology annotation, molecular function: proton-transporting ATPase activity, rotational mechanism. The coding region runs from base 1225 to 1581 and encodes 118 amino acids. The transcript has 3 exons. NCBI's taxonomy places the organism in Eukaryota, Metazoa, Chordata, Aves, Falconiformes, Falconidae. Gene Ontology annotation, cellular component: vacuolar proton-transporting V-type ATPase complex.